Messenger RNA from Parascedosporium putredinis, 1584 nucleotides. NCBI's taxonomy places the organism in Eukaryota, Fungi, Ascomycota, Sordariomycetes, Microascales, Microascaceae. The record is from the annotation of a GenBank genome assembly.
AUGCAUACGCUCAAACAACCUUGCGAACGUUCUCGUCUCUUCUUCAAGUCCCUCAUGCUUGAGCCCAGCCACCAGAACCAGGUCCGAAAUUUCCAGUUUGAGCUUCGAGCCGACGCUGAGCGCCGACGAGGGACACUUCCGAUCCCCGCGCUGACCACUGUGCGCGGGUUUACCGGUGCCCCGAUCGUGUCCGGCGACGAGGACUCGGACUACAGUACCGCCUGCGAAACCCCUCCACCCUCCACCCGCCAUGCUCGGCCCCGGUUUGACGACGUUGUCAGCGCCAACUGCAGCCCCAGCCUGCGGCCCGUUGCGUCUCCCGCUGUUUCUGGUAUCGCGAAGCUCCGCCAAGCCAUGGAACCCCUCAGCCUCGACGCGAGCUCCCGGACGAGCACCCUGACUCUUAGCGGGAGCCAGCUAGGGUUCCCGCGCUUUGGUGCCAACCACAAUGGUCUGUCCAGCGUUGGCAUGAGCCGUUGCGGCAGCCGCGACACGGUGCAUAGCGACGCGUGCAGCGAGGGUUCUGAUAACUCAACCAGCUACGAGGUGAGCCUAGAGCAUGACUUUGUCAUCCCACGACGCAAGAUGACGACCGAGGACUUUGAGCCUCUUCGUUGCCUCGGCAAAGGCGCAUACGGCACCGUCAUCCUCGUCAAGCAGAGAGUUUCGGGUCGGCUCUACGCCCAGAAGCAGCUCAAGAAGGCCUCGCUCGUCCUACACAAGAAGCUUGUGGAGCAGACCAGGACGGAGCGCCAGGUCCUAGAGUCGGAGAAGCUCUACCUCAUUCUAGAGUACGCCUGUGGCAGCCUUUACAUGGCCGAGAUGCUUCUUGCUAUCUCGCACCUGCACAACGAUCUCGGCGUCAUCUACCGCGACCUUAAGCCGGAGAACUGCCUCCUCGACGCCGAGGGCCAUCUUUUGCUCACCGACUUUGGUCUCUCCAAGGUCUCGGCCGAGGAUACCGACACUUGCAACUCGAUGCUCGGCACCGUCGAGUACAUGGCGCCCGAGGUCAUCAAGGGCCAAAAGUACGGCAAGGCUGUCGACUGGUGGUCGUUUGGCGCCCUGGGCUACGACCUUCUUACCGGCAACCCGCCGUUCCGCGGUGGUAACAAUGCCAAGAUUCAGGACAACAUCGUCAAGCAGAAGCUCGUGCUUCCCUACUUUAUGACGCCCGACGCCAAGGACCUCCUCACCCGACUCCUCAAGAAGGACCCCACCAAGAGACUCGGCGCUAAAAUGCCCAAAGACCUCCAAACGAUGAAGAAUCACCGGUUCUUCCGCAAGAUCGACUGGAAGAAGCUCCUAGCCCGACAGGUUACCCCACCCAUCCAGCCCUUCAUCACGGAUCCCGAGCUCGCCGAGAACUUCGAUCCCAGCUUCACCGAGCUCUCUCUGAGCCCUACUGUAGCCAGUUCCCUCGACCACUGGGCCGGGCUUACCGGUAAGGACGCCGGAGAUGACCUGUUUGGCGGCUUCAGCUUUGUCGCUCCCAGCAGCCUCCUCGAGCGCCAUGAGAAGGGGUUGGCUCACAUCUCGGGUCUCGUCCAGCUUCUUAGGGUCCAGCCCCAGCUUCGCUCCUAG